Messenger RNA from Drosophila teissieri, 2802 nucleotides. RefSeq lists its product as uncharacterized. The annotation marks the transcript as partial. Lineage: Eukaryota; Metazoa; Arthropoda; Insecta; Diptera; Drosophilidae. The transcript has 2 exons. The record is from RefSeq and is a predicted model, not a curated record.
UAUUUGGUCAUUGAAUUAAUAGCGCUAUCCAGAAAAGGCAAUGAACUUAUCAAAUUGUCAAGCAAUGCCUUGACCAUGAACAUUUUGAAGAGCACCCGUUUGCUGGAUCGAAAUUGUCUGCGUGACAAGAUCCAGGGACUAUCGCCUCUGCUACGGACCAUGGACUGGCCACCAAACAGGGACUCGGUGUUCCGGGCCACUUGGAGCUACUAUGCUAGCGGCUGUCAGGAGCGACUGACGGGCAUUCGCAGGCGCAUCGAACAGAACGCUAGAAUGGUGGCUCCAAACAAAACUCAACUUACUGUGGACUUAAAGUUGCCACUCAAUGGACAACAAUUGCCGCCAGGAGUUGAUUUAGAUGAGCACAUUUAUCAGGAGCUGGUGUCCUGUUUCCGGAACGCAAAAGGCUCCGUUUCACUAAAGAAAACUUCAGCAAAGCGUUCAAAAGUUCAGAAAUAUUUUGAUAUGCGCAAGUUUUCCACACCAGAACAAUGGCAUUCCUGGAAACGUCAAGAGCUGCAAGUUGAUCAAAUGCUACAGAAGUCUGAUGAUCCCUAUUUGAAAGAGGAAAUGCACAAAAAGCUACAUCGGCUACAAAAACUCACCAAACUACAACCUCUAGUGGUACUUCCAAAACAGGAAGAAGAUAAUAUUGAAAAACAGCAUGUGUCAUUGACAAGGAAACGAAAGUCUCGGCAGAAGUCUAUAAACAAAUUAAAAGGCGAAAGCGAAUCAAGAAAAAAUAACACAAAAAUAGCAGAUAAAAAUAGAACUCAUAAAGACCCCAGUAAAACCUCAAAGAUACAAAACCCCAGUGAAAUCUCAAAGAUACAAAACCCCAGUAAAACCGCGAAGAUACAAAACCCUCGUAAAACCUCGAAGAUGCCAGACCCCAGAAAAACCUCGAAGAUACAAAAUUUGAGUUCAAGAAGUAGUAGUAAAAGAAGAACAAAAUCGGUACAUAGCAGGCGUUCUUUCGGGAAACCGACAUCUGGUACGAUAUUGGCAUACCAUCCAAGUCUGGAAAGUAUCGCCAGCUCAGGACGUUCUACCAGAUCGUAUCGCCCAUAUGUCAAACGAACUGUGAGAUCCGAUCAAAGUAGUGAGGAAGGUGGUAUUUUCGGAAUCGAUGAAUCCCCACAAUUAAUUGAGGAUACCACGUCGGCAGCUUCGGAAACGCGCAAAAAAGCUAAAAUUUCCCAAUUACCAAGGAAAAUUAAGAAUCAUAAAUUAAUAAAGGAUUCAAAAAAUACAGAAAAAGCUAAAAGCGAAACUCCAAAAGUUCAUGAACAUUCAAAACCUCCCAAAGCGGCAAGUCAGCAUUCUGUAAAGAUCGACAGAAAAUUGGAUCCCAUAAACGUAUCAUUUUCGAAAAGCAAGGAAAAGGCAUCUAAACAACGAUCAUUUGGCUCAAAGGCAAAGCCAAAAGUUCACGAACAUGCUAAACAUUCAAAACCUCCCAAAACCUCAAGUCUGCAUUUUUUAAAGGACGAGAGCAAAUUGGAAUCUAUAAACGUAUCAUUUUUGGGAAGAAAAGAAAAAGCAUCUAAACAACGAUCAAACGGCUCUGAGGCAAGUGUAAGAAAGUCGAAAUCUGAGGGGACCAUCGAAGAAGCAAAAUCUGUGGAGCUGAGACAGAGUUUCGUCUCCAAAAGUAUGUCACAACUUUUGAGCAAACUGCCAACGCCAAUACAUUCGAAUGAAUACAUAGAGCAAAUCUCCAAAGGACUGCCCUCAAGCGAUGCAACACUCCUCAGGAAUUUACACAACAAAUUCAACGAAUCAGUCGUCUCACUGUACACAGGUCAAGUCACCAACUCGGAUACUGGUACUGAGAUUCGGGAAAUCCAGCAAAGCUUUGUUCGUAGUGGCGACCACCACGGCUGGACCUUGCGUGGCAAAAAUUUGGCCUUCGUUAAGCCAACUACCUAUUCCAGAAUUAGCCUACGAAAACGAGACCCAUCUGAAGUGGCAGAGAAGAAUAUGGAAAGGGAUGCAUCUGAAACCACUGCACUAGGCUCGAUUAUAGCCACGCAGCCAAUUGCGGGAAUUACGAAGGAACCAGAUAUAAGACUGCCAUCGAAAACGAUUUCGGUUGAUGAAAUCCUUAAGAGUGUUGAAGCAAAACCUUUACUCAUUUCCGAUCUAAUAUCGGAAUUUAUGCGGGCUUACGGCUCCAAAAUAAGUUUCUUUGAAACAUAUCCGGAUCUAUUUAAAAGCAAUAAAUUAGAAAACUAUACUACGACUAAUGUGAAAGAAGUUCCCAAGAAGUGCAACAGGAAGAGGAAGGUGCAGAAAGUUAAGGAUGUGAAAAAAAAGACAUCGCAGCACUUUAGGAGAACCUGCUCCCUAUGCAACUGUGUUAGGAGAAAACUCUCCGAAUUGAAGCCUUAUAUGCAGCGAAUGCAGAAGCGACGUCAAAGAUUGGAACUGAAAAGCUACUACAUCCAGAGGAUCUCGAAAUGUCGAGAAAAUCAAAAGCUGCAUCCGAUGAAAGCCUGCACCCGCGAGGGUCUAGCUAUUUGUUAUCAGACCCUAAAUCUUUGCCAGCAGAUAGUGGAGCAGAGGUUAUCGAAAAGAACUGAGGAAUCUCAGCCUCUUUGGACAGAAUCCAAAAAACAUUUGUCGUGUUUUAGCAUAUGUAAACCAAAAGCAGAAGAUGCAAACUUAGUAGAUCCAUUUGUCGUGUUUUGAAAAGCUAAUAUUAAAAUGUGUGUGACUGCUAGAACUUAAUAUUUUGGUCGAAACUCAUUUGUCUGUCGACGUAGAGAACGAUAUGCUACUGCAUAUCAAGCAACUUGU